This is a messenger RNA of Monomorium pharaonis (pharaoh ant), 7413 nucleotides long. RefSeq lists its product as uncharacterized. The transcript has 6 exons. Lineage: Eukaryota; Metazoa; Arthropoda; Insecta; Hymenoptera; Formicidae. The record is from RefSeq and is a predicted model, not a curated record. Bases 1212 to 2657 code for a protein of 481 amino acids.
AUAUUUGACAAAAAUUUUUAGUUACUUAGCAGGUUAAUGACUUUUAAUUUUUAUUCUACAUUUUAAAUAAUCUUAUUUAUUGUCAUUGAAAAAAAACAAUCAAAUUAAAUGCAUUCAGUACAACAUUAUGUACAAAAUUGAGACACAUUAGACGUCUUUAAAAUGUCUUUAAAAGAUAUGUCAUGCUAAAUGAUAUCUUUGAGAUGUGCUUAAGUCAUCUUAUAUUCUGUUUUUAGACAUGUGUGCUGUACGAAUCUUUUAUUAUAAUUAUUAUUAUUUUUUCCUGCUCAUUAGAUUUAAUUUUAUUAUUAUUUUUUUUAUUAGAGUUUUUCUUUCUUUUUUCCUUUCUUUUUAUGCAGAAUUUAUAAAAUAAUUCAUAAAAAAUCGAAAUAAAAGUUUUAAUUUUUCUACAUCAAUAUCAAUUAUUAAAAGUUACCGAAAUUUAAAAGCUGCAGAGUCUAUAGAUUUAUUCCUUUUUUUCUCUUCAACGACAAAAAAUUUUGAAUACCCAAAUCUUGGCUCUGAAAUCAAGCUGCAAAAAAAGAGAAAACAAUGAAAAGUUUGGCUUCUAAUGGCUUAUGCAGCAAAAAUGACCUAUUUUACUGUAGUUUUAGACAAAUAACUUUUAAAUAAGUAAAUUGAUCCCUGUAAACUUUUAUAAAAAUAUUUAUUAAUAUUUUAUUAUAAUUAUAUUUGUCAAAAAAAUAAUUUAAUUUAUUAUUUUCUUAUUAAAUUAUAAAUAAGUGCUGUAAAACGUGAUUUUACAAGAAUCAAGAGUAAAUAAAAAAAUUAGGUAUAUGGACUUUCAAAUUAAUAAUUAUGUUAAAAUUUUAUAUAUAAUACGUAUAUUUAAAUGUAAAAAUAGAACACAAUCUAUGAAAUUUUCAAAUUUUUGAUAAUACUUGGAAACGUGACACAUCCUCAACGUGUUGUUGACACGUAUUCUCCGUCACCUGAAUUAAAAUCAACCUACAUACGAAAACAUAUUGGAACUCGUGCGGGGAUAUCGUGGCCGCGGUGGCAGGAGGAGAGGCCCUGAGAGAUGCGUGGGCCCGACACGUCCGCGUGGUCCCAUUGAGUCGGUCAGUCGGUGGCUUUCGGUCCUCGGUGUUAGCGCGAAUGUGAGGCCCUUGGCGGCUACUAUUACCUCGCGCUACCACUUCGGGAAUGCGUUUUCGCGGGCACCGGGCGUGAUCCGGGAAGGUGCGAUUAUGCCAUCACGCUACCAUGGGAUAUUUAUCUUGUGUAUCGCCACGGUAGCCGGAGCAUCGUUUCCGCCGGUGGGGAGAUGCUGCACUAUCUGGCGCGCGCUAAGUAGCGUUAGCGUGUUACUCACCUUGCCGAGGACCACGCACCAAUGGUCGCUCCUGGGACUGAAUCUCUGGUCGAAUCAUGGGGCGGAUUAUAGGAAGCCGGUGUUUAACGAGCUCCUUGAACGUGACGCGACUCGAUUUUCCAGAGUGCUGAACUUCUUUCCCGUUCCGGUUGAGGAAGAGUGCCUGUCCGAGGACAAACGACGUCAGGGAAUAUGCAUGAACACAUAUGAGUGCCGUAUCCAGCACGGGCAAUCUCACGGGCCGUGCGCGCUCGGUUUCGGCGUGUGCUGCAUAUUCACGGCAAGCUGCGACAGUGAAGUACAGAAUAAUCUGACCUACGUGACCAGCCCUGGUUUUCCCAACCUCAUCGACCGGCCUAUGAACUGCUCGGUGGUUAUACGGAAGAUCGAUACGGAGGUCAGCCAGUUGAGGAUCGACUUCGUCCAUUUCAACAUUGGUCAGCCGAAUCCCACGACCGGCAUGUGCGACGGGGAUGUUAUGAUGAUUAACAACAAUAGGACAUCUUUCGAAUUGUGCGGAUGGAACAGCGGGCAACACGUGUACGUGGACGUGGACGAAGGCGACGAACCAAUCACUUUAAACUUCCGGCUGCCAAGCGGACUGCAACCACGAAUGUGGGAGAUGCGGGUGGUGCAGCUGGGCUUCGAGCAACGUGCGCCGGUCGGAUGUCUUCAAUACUUUCGCGAGCCGAACGGCACACUGAGGACAUUCAAUUACCUACCGAACGGCAGAUACCUCGCCGAGCGUGAUUACCUAUUAUGCGUACGUCAGGAGAGGGACAUGUGCGGGAUCGCUUAUCAGCCCUGCACGCGAAACUCUUUUCGGAUAGGCCCUAAUAGGACUCAAGAUAUGUCCAACACGACCGAUAACAGCACGGUCCCCGCAGCAACGACCGCCGCGAACGGCGGAAACGCCUCCGCUGUCAAUCUGAACGUCGCCCCGGCAAACAGCUCCCAGCAAACGGACAUCGUCGAGGGAUCGGGGGCAGGAUCGCCCGAGCAGGAAAUGGUUUUUAGCACCAGGACGAAUUCGAUGCUUUUCCUCGGGAGACGGUGCAGGGACAGGAUACUCAUUCCCUGCGACUUUGAGGAGUUUAUUACACCGGGGAACGACAUGGCAGGUAUCUGCAAUUUGGAGCGUUGCGGCAGUUCGCUGUGCGGCCAAAAUGAACUCGACGUGGAGGGUAACUGUCGGGUCGAGGCCUGGACUACACCCUUUCGCAUAAGGGUGGCGUUCGGCCCGGGUAAUAACAUGGACGGCACACUGGAGGACAAUGCCGGCAUGUGCCUCACGUACCAACAGUUAGCUUGUGUAGCCUGAGCGUUAUAAUUAUACCGCUCUCCGCGAGGCAGACAAAGCGCAAAGCUGGGCACGCUGGGGACGACCUAUAUAAAUGCGGAGACAACGUUACUGUCGAACAGAAGAAGGAAGCGUCAUCGGGCUGAAUCCGUACCGUCCGCAAACAGAUCGUUCCUGCUAGCAUUGUUACGUCGCUUACUCUCGCAGCGCCAACAUAGAAAAAUACAUAUUUUUCGAACCGAGAGAAAGAAGAUUUUCGAUCGUGGAUUUUACUCGUUCAGCUUGGACUGAUGGACGCGCGGGAUUACGGAUGGUGGGAAUUAAGGGAUUGGGCCGGGGGAGGGGGGGUUAAAGUAUUAGUGCUUGUACAAAGUCAAUCAAUAUCGGAAAAAAAAAGUCAAAGAGUCAAAUAGUUUUUAUUUACAAAUGAACUAGCUUAAAUUGUAAACGCAGCGCACAACUCUCGACAUAGUGAUAUAUAUAUAUAUAUAUAUAUAUAUAUAUAUAUAUAUAUAUAUAUAUAUUUAUAUAAUUCGCCUUUGUGUCCCGCUUCCUUUUUUAUUCUCUUACUCGAUUACCCGUCACGAUCAUCGGCCGCGAUACGCAGUGUGUUAAUCACGGGGCACCGGUGUCUCGCGCCGAGGUUCAUCUCGAACGCGAGAUUAGCGGCAGAACGCUUAUCUCUAUAUGUAAUGUAAUGAUGGUAUAUAGCUUCCGCUGCGGAAAGCGCCGACGACAAUCACGACGGUAAUCGUUAGCGCGAUAACGGUAAUGACGUUACAAGAAUAAAUUAUAAUGUCGUUAAUACAAUAAUUGUCGACGAUGACAACAUCACCUCGAAUUGCCCUCCUAGAAGAAACGUGCGCGCGCGCCGUCUCGCCUCCGUAGAAGUCAAGACACACCGCAUUUAGUCUUUUUCUUUAUACAAGCUAUCUCGCAGAUAUACGUCGUGUACAAUAAUUAUAAUUCAUAACGGUAGGAAAAUUAUAGCGACAAUAUAAAUGGAGACAAUUCGACGACAGUGGUGAAACUGCAGCAAGGUUACUUCGAUGUCGUCGUCGUCGGCGACGUCGCUCUGUCGUACAAUUCGAAAUCAUACGUAUCUACCUACGAAGUCAAAAGGGGCUGUUAAGUAGCGUAGUAAGAGUGGGUGGCGGUGGUCGCGACGAACGUAUGUGUGUGUGUGUGUGUGUGUGUGUGUGUGUGUGUGUGUGUGUGUGUGUAAUGCAAAUGUGUUACGUGACGUGAUUAAGCGUGUUUCUCUCUGUGUACGAUCACUUGGUGCAGGGGGGCACACGUUUCACUGUCCUAACACUCUACCGAUAUCGAAUUUCGGAUGUUCGGGGGGGCAUUUAACCUGCGAAGCAAUGAGGCCAUAUAUAUAUAUACACUUUUCGAGCGAAUCUACGCGCUAGUUAAGUUGAAAUAAACUAACGCUUGACGAGACGCAAAGGGAAGAGAGUUGUAUUUCUCCUCUCUUUAGCGAAACAACCGAGUGCUCUCAUCUUACGGCUGUCACGUCCAAAUGCGUCACGUACGAGCGAUGUAUCACCGACAAAUCACGUUCAAUGCAAUGAUUUCUUAACGGAGAGGAAUCAAACGUUCCCCGAUGGAUCUGUCUUCGGUCCGAUUAAGCGCCCCACCGCAUCCGAUUGAGCUACGUGUGUUCCCGAAUAAACUGUCGUCGGACGUUCGUCGUUGUAUUUACAUCGUCGAGCGAUACAACGGAGCACUGUACAAUUCGUGAUGCUUUACGCGGUGUGCGCAGGUAACGCGAGACUCGAGCAGGCGUCAGGUGACGGUCGUCUACCGGCGAUGGCGAUAUCGAAUCCACGGAUAUUUCUUCACGGAUAUAUCCGACGAAAGAUUCGAGAUCUGCACGAGCUGAAGGCAAAUGCAGGUAAUCAGAUGCUUCGGUAAUCUCCGGUAAGUUCUCCUCGAGCGUUUGAAAAAACUUAUGUUCGCUCGGCACGGAAAAAGUCUCUCGCUCUCUCGAUACUUUCUUCCUUAACUCUGAUAUCCCCCGUGGCGAGAGUUAUCGAACAAUGCGAGAGAUUGUCGCAUACCCGGGGUGUUCGAUCGACUGCGCGGAACUUCUGCAAAUUUAUCCGAAUUUUGCUGAACGCUAAUUUAUUAAUUACCCGACCGACAUCCGAAUCGCAUUCGGCGAAAAUCCGAAUCCGCGACUCAAUUUGCACCCGCGCGACCUGCACACACACACACGUUAAUCUCGUUAUCGAUUAACCGAAUCCUACGUAUUAGAAAACCUGGUAUUAGAAAAUCUGGACUUCCACCCUUGAUCCUGAAAGUGGACAGCGGCGGAACCAACGGAGAAAUGCUUACGAAAAGGCAACGAGAGCCCCCGGGGAAUCGAUCAGGAUCGCCAGAUUUUUCCCUCUUCAGACCGCGCUCGAUUUCUACGAAUGUUAAUAAUAACAACGCUAGGCAAAUCGCUACUUUUAUUUCCAAGUCAGAUUGGCACGGAGCACGUAAACGUUGAAACGGAACGUGACGGCAGACACGUAGGUAAAACACGUAGCGUGAACACAAAGCUAACGCGUUUGUAACGAGUCGGCGAAUGGAUAAUCGAUAACCAUUAAUCAAUUUCGACUGGUCACGUGACGUAUUAAGCACAUCGCGUUAUCACAGUCCGGGCUUGCGCCCGGGUAUAGAAAUGGGACCCUCGAUGUAAAAGGGUGUCGAGGAGUGCGUGCGUGCGUACGUGCGUUGCGAAGAUGAUCCCGCGCUAUGGUAGGAAGGAGAGAAAAAAGGUCUGGCUAUCCUGGCUAAUCCCCGACAGUCAAACGUAAAGCGAGGAGCGAACGCUGAUGGUAAAACCGCAAGCGGCGAAACGUACAUUACUAUAAAUUAUAGCUAGCGUUUACUGGCCGUUACGAAAAGAGUAGGUACCAUAAGACGUCGCUACCAAUGGUGCAGCAUUAGAGCAACAAUGUGUGCGGAUCGCACAUACACACGGAGUCUCUCUCUCCCCCUCUCUGUCUUUCUCUCUUUUUCUCUAUACACACUUUCGUACGCUUUAUCCCUUUAAAAACAGUUGUGCGUGCGUGCUCAUUGUACCCGCCGCCGAUAUGCAUUUUCUUCUUUAUUUUUAAAAUUUCUCCUUCCCCCUUCCCCUCGCCACUUCUGGUCGUUUAAGACAGGGGAAACGACUGUAAACUCGUAAAUUGAUCGAUGACUCUUCGCGCGAUUAUCGAAUCUAUCGAAGAAGAGACGUCCUUUGUAUCGCCCUUUACGAUCUGCUUCACUCGACUUCAUCUUAACUUUCAGCCCUACUGUUCGUUCGGUCAAAACGAAGCCCGCGCCCGGAUUAAACAGCAAUGUUUCCCCCAUUGAAUGUAUGUUCCCGCAAAAUUCGGCGCAAAUUGUUGCAUCGGACAAUUUACAAAACUUCAAAAACUUCGGAAUUUAUUGGUUCGAGACGUUUACCGCGAGGAGAGCGGAAAGUAUCAGCCGAACGUUGCGAUACGGCUCGGAACAACGUUCAUGCGUGCGUGCGUGCGUGUUUGUGUGUGUGUGUGUGUGUGUGCUGCGCGCGUUAAAUUCGAGCGGUUUCCAUGUUUCCUGGUUGCACCGCGGAGGGAAGAAAGGACGUUCGGAGCCUCUUAUCCAUCGAUCUAACGCAGAAGCUCCGCGUGUCGCCUUUUCUACUCUCUUAUUUCGAGUCAACAACGUUGAAUAUUGCAACGUGCAUACAAACAUUCCGUGAAAUAUGACAUGUGUAUUUGUGUGCGUGGACGUACUUGCAUCGCCGAUACGGAAUAUAGUCUAGUCAGGGUCGAAUUAUGGCUGGCUUCCACUUACAGGGUUGCAUACCGGGGGAGACUUUGCACCCGCGGUGUGUGCUGUGUGUUUGACGGGAAAUUGCUAUUUCCAUUUAAAUAAUAUGCAAACAUCCAUUUGCACCUGUCUCAAUUUACACGUGAAUCGUUCUAUUGGUUCCCGCACCAGAGAUGAUUUUUUAGACACGCGUUCUGAACGUACAUAUUUUACAGUAGCAUUUUAGCGCAACAAGAUAGGUGGGCGCAAAGUGCCCGAAUAAAAGAUAAAAUACAUUCUACACGAUUUGUACUAAAAUUUAAAUGUCUGUGAAAUUGUUGCUCCUAAAUUAUUGAUUUUAAGUUCUAAUAUUUAUCUUAUAUAUAUAUAUAUAUAUAUAUAUAUAAAUUUUUCAAAUUAAAAAUUAAGAAGAAAAAUUAAAAAAACAAACGUUAAAAAUUUGAUUUGAAGUACAAAUGUCACAAAAAUCGCCGCUGGUACAAGUGACACAUUGAUCCGAUUACAUUUCGACUAGUGCACUAGCGAACAGUGUCAAGGAUAUUGCGCGGAUAUUAAUUUUCUUAUACAUCUCUUUCUCAGAGUUGUUCAACAUAGCAACUGCGCGGACAGCACAGACCACAGCAUAGACCGUGUACAGUCGCUAAUGACAAAAAUGGUAAAGACAUGACACAGUCGAUGGCAUAGUCGGUGCAACCCUGGAUAUGAAAACCAGUCUUUAAGGCACAAAGAAUCGGGGCAAUUGUGAGCAGCGAGCAAACUCAAGCCGAUAGCACUGCACGUGAAUGAGGGCAAAUAUAGAAAACGGUCUUCUCUACCAACAAAUUAUUCAUACAUCUUAUUAGGCAUGACCAACGAGGGUGACGUACGUAUUCGAUUUCGCAAAAAGUGUAACGCGCGAAUAUCUCCGAAACGGUUUGGGAUAUCGGACAUUUCUUUCGGAUUUUUAUAUCUCAUGCGAAAAAUGAAAAUGUUUACUCAU